This is a messenger RNA of Lolium rigidum, 1524 nucleotides long. RefSeq names its product aspartic proteinase oryzasin-1-like. Gene Ontology annotation, biological process: proteolysis; lipid metabolic process. NCBI's taxonomy places the organism in Eukaryota, Viridiplantae, Streptophyta, Magnoliopsida, Poales, Poaceae. The record is from RefSeq and is a predicted model, not a curated record. The transcript is spliced from 13 exons. Gene Ontology annotation, molecular function: aspartic-type endopeptidase activity. The coding region runs from base 1 to 1524 and encodes 507 amino acids.
AUGAGAACCGGCCGCGUCGCGCUCCAGCACCUACUCAUCCUCUCCGCCGUGCUCAUCCUUGGCACGCCCUCAGAGGGUCUGGUCCGCAUCCCGCUGAAGAAGCUACCGUUGGUUCACGAGAACAGCCUCGUUGCCGGAGAGGAUGCUCAGAGCCUCUUCGCACAGCGCCAUGGCCUCGUCUUUAACAAGGAGCCGCAGCCGCAGCCGCAGCCAAAGAGUGAUAUUGUUAUAUUGAAGAACUACUUGAACGCUCAGUACUACGGUGAGGUCGGCAUCGGAACGCCGUCGCAGAACUUCACCGUCAUCUUCGACACUGGCAGCUCCAACCUCUGGGUGCCCUCCUCCAAGUGCUACUUCUCGAUUGCAUGCUACUUGCACAGGAGCUACAGGGCCAGACGGUCGAGCACGUACAAGAAGAAAGGAAAAUGGGUAUCAAUUCAUUACGGAACUGGUGCAAUUGCUGGCUAUAUUAGCCAAGACAGUGUGCAAGUUGGUGGUGUAGUUGUGAAAAAUCAGGAUUUUAUUGAAGCUGCCUUGGAACCAAGUAUUUCUUUCAUGCUUGGAAAAUUCGACGGUAUUCUUGGUCUUGGGUUUAAAGAAAUCUCGGCCGGCGGUGCUGAACCUGUGUGGUAUAACAUGGUUAGCCAGGGUCUGGUUGGUAGCCCUGUUUUCUCAUUCUGGUUCAACCGACAUGCUGGUGAAGGGAAGGGAGGAGAAAUAGUUUUUGGAGGAGUUGAUCCUAAUCAUCACAAGGGAAGACAUACCUAUGUUCCAGUUACUAAGAAGGGAUACUGGCAGUUUGAUAUGGGCGAUGUUUUGAUUGGAAGAAACUCCACAGGAUUAUGUAAAUCUGGUUGUGCAGCAAUAGUAGAUUCUGGAACUUCGUUGCUUACUGGCCCCACGGCGAUAAUUACUGAGAUAAAUCAUAAACUUGGUGCACCUGGAAUAGUGAGCCAAGCAUGCAAGACCGUUGUUUCUCAGUAUGGGCGGUGGAUCCUAGAUUUGCUGCUAAAGCAGACGGAGCCAAAAAAGACAUGUGCCUUAGUCGAUUUAUGUCCCCUUGGUGGAUCUGAUGGUGUAAGCGCUGGUAUUCGAAGUGUCGUAGAAGAUGAUGGUGGGGCAUCAGAGGGUGUUCUUUUGUGCAAGGCUUGCGAGCUGGCUGUUCAAUGGACGAUGAACCAAAUUGCUCAGAAUAACACUCAGGAUUCUAUAUUGCAGUACAUCAGUGAGCUAUGUGACCAUAUUCCUAACCCUAUGGGAGAGUCAUCCGUGGACUGCAGAAAACUUGAAUCCUUGCCUGACGUCUCUUUCUCCAUCGGAGGCAAACAAUUUGUGCUUAAACCAGAACAAUACAUACUGAAGAUCGGUGAGGGUGAUGCUACCCAGUGCAUCAGUGGAUUCUCAGCUAUGGACGUUCCUCGUCCCCGCGGUCCUAUCUGGAUCUUGGGCGAUAUAUUUAUGGGAGCCUACCACACUGUCUUUGACUAUGGAAAAAUGAGGGUUGGGUUUGCCGAGGCAGCAUAG